Messenger RNA from Neofelis nebulosa (Clouded leopard), 1158 nucleotides. It is a transcript of the gene IL17B, whose product is annotated as interleukin 17B. NCBI's taxonomy places the organism in Eukaryota, Metazoa, Chordata, Mammalia, Carnivora, Felidae. Gene Ontology annotation, biological process: inflammatory response. Gene Ontology annotation, cellular component: extracellular region. The coding region runs from base 407 to 949 and encodes 180 amino acids. The transcript is spliced from 3 exons. Gene Ontology annotation, molecular function: cytokine activity. The record is from RefSeq and is a predicted model, not a curated record.
GGACAGCCCGUCCCGCCUCCGCCCUCACCCCCUUGCCAUCCCCAAAGCAAACGAAGCUGAUUGUCUUAGCCGGCCCUGUGGGUGCCGGCCGGGUGGCUAGCCGCAGGCCACAGGCGGAGGUCCCACCCGCCAGGGCCCCGCCGGACACACAGGGCAUUGUCCCUCAGUCAACAGCCCCCGGGCACCUCGGCCCGGCUCCUGGCCUGCCCCCACGCCCCUCGCCGCCAGGCCCAGCCAGCUGGGGGCCCGAGGCUCCCAGCUGAUGACGAGCCCACCCAGCCACCCCCCAGCAGCCCCCUGACGAGCUAUAAUUGCUUCGCUCCUUCCUGUUGCUGCCAUUCUCUUGGCGGAGGCAUCUGGGGUUCCAGGCGGGCGGCAGCUGCUGGCCAACCGCCUGGCUCGCGGGAUGGACUGGCCGCACAACCUGCUGUUCCUUCUGACCGUCUCCAUCUUCCUGGGGCUGGGCCAGCCCAGGAACCCCAAAGGCAAGAGGAAGGGGCCAGGGCGGCCUGGAACGCUGGCUUCUGGGCCUCACCAGGUGCCGCUGGACCUGGUGUCACAGGCGAAGCCGUACGCCCGCAUGGAGGAAUACGAGAGGAACCUCGGGGAGAUGGUAGCCCAGCUGAGGAACAGCUCUGAGCCGGCCAGGAGGAAGUGUGAAGUCAACCUGCAGCUGUGGCUGUCCAACAAGAGGAGCCUGUCGCCCUGGGGCUACAGCAUCAACCACGACCCGAGCCGCAUCCCCGCGGACCUACCGGAGGCGCGGUGCCUGUGUCUGGGCUGCGUGAACCCCUUCACCAUGCAGGAGGACCGCAGCAUGGUGAGCGUGCCUGUGUUCAGCCAGGUGCCCGUGCGCCGCCGCCUCUGCCCGCUGCCACCACGCACGGGGCCCUGCCGCCAGCGUGCGGUCAUGGAGACCAUUGCGGUGGGCUGCACCUGCAUCUUCUGAAUCAGAGCCUACGUGGGGGGGGGGGGGGCGCGGAGACCACCCUCCCUGCGCCCCCGCGCCAAGCCAGGCCAAUGAAAAGUAAACGCUGUCUUUUGUAAAGCGAGACUUUGGGUUGCUCCUUGGGGCUCAGAAGCCGAAACCAGGGUGGGGGAUGGGAGGCUGUUGGGAUGUAGAUUUCAGAUCAAUAAAAAGGGAUAUUCCAUCGCUCA